AUGGCCUUUUCGCCCAAGUUCCCCUUCAACCGCGCUAGCGGCAUGGAACCGCCCGCCGAGUUUGCUACCCUCCGCGCGACCAACCCCGUCUCGCAGGUGCAGCUUUACGACGGCUCCCUCGCCUGGCUCGUCACCAAAUACGAGGAUGUGAUCAAGGUUGCGACCGACGAGCGCCUGUCCAAAGUCCGCACUCGUCCCGGUUUCCCCGAGCUGAGCGCCGGCGGCAAGGCUGCCGCGCAGGCUCAGCCCACGUUUGUCGACAUGGACGCGCCCGAUCACAUGAGGCAGCGUGGCCUCGUCGAAUCCUUCUUCACCCCCGAGUACGUCGAGUCGCUCAAGCCCUACAUCCAGCGCGUCAUUGACGAGACGCUCGACAAGAUGGCGGCCAAGGACAAACCCGUUGACUUCGUGUCCGAGUUUGCACUCAUCGUGCCCUCCUACGUCAUCUACACAAUCCUGGGCGUGCCGUUCAAGGACCUCGAGUUCCUCACUCAUCAGAAUGCCAUUCGCACGAACGGCUCGUCAACCGCCCGAGAGGCGAGUGCUGCCGCCGCUGGCCUCAUCGACUACCUCGGCAAGCUCGUCGAUGCCCGCAUGAAGGAGCCCAAGGACGACCUUGUCAGCACCCUUUGCAAGGCCGUUGAAGCCGGUAAGCUCGACCGCACGAGCGCCGUGCAGGUCGCAUUCCUCCUUCUCGUUGCCGGCAAUGCGACCAUGGUCAACAUGAUUGCGCUCGGUGUUGCGACGCUGGCCAAGUACCCCUCCCAGCUCGAGCUGCUCAAGGCAGAUCCCUCGCUGGCCGCCAACAUGGUGCAGGAGCUCUGCCGCUACCACACCGCAAGCGCCAUGGCCCUGAAGCGUGUUGCGCUUGAGGACGUGGUCAUUGGUGGUAAGACGAUCAAGGCCGGCGAGGGCAUCAUCGCGAGCAACUACAGCGGAAACCGCGACGCGGACGCGUUCCCGGACCCCGACACUUUCGACAUUCGCCGCAAGUUUGACAAGGACCCUCUUGCGUUUGGGUGGGGGCCCCACCGCUGCAUUGCGGAGCACCUCGCUAAGGCUGAGCUCACCGCUGUGUUUGAGACGCUGUAUAAGCGUCUUCCAAACCUCAAGCCGGCCGUGCCCAUCGAGGAUAUCGAGUACAGUCCCCUCGACAAGGAUGUCGGUAUCGUCUCGCUCCCCGUCACGUGGUAG
Molecule: messenger RNA, 1194 nt
Organism: Trichosporon asahii var. asahii CBS 2479
Lineage: Eukaryota; Fungi; Basidiomycota; Tremellomycetes; Trichosporonales; Trichosporonaceae
Product: cytochrome P450nor
Exons: 1
Coding region: 1-1194 (397 amino acids)
Molecular function (GO): iron ion binding; oxidoreductase activity, acting on paired donors, with incorporation or reduction of molecular oxygen; heme binding
Source: RefSeq, a predicted model, not a curated record